CGACAGGACUCCAGUGAGAAACAACAUGAAUGCUCCCAGUGUUUCGAAACAUUUGCUAGACGUUUCGAUCUUGCAAGUCAUCAAAGAAAACACACCGGAGAAAAGCCCCAUCAGUGCAGUAUAUGUGGGAAGGCCUUUAGUCAAAUGUCUAACCUCAAGACACACCAGAUGAUCCAUACGGGGGAGAAGCCACACCAGUGCAGUACAUGUGGGAAGGUCUUUAGUCAAAUGUCUAACCUCAAGACACACCAGAUGAUCCAUACUGGGGAAAAGCCACACCAGUGCAGUACGUGUGAGAAAGCCUUUAAUCAAUUGUGUGAUCUAAAGAAACACCAGACGAUCCAUACUGGGGAAAAGCCAUACCAGUGCAAUACAUGUGGAAAGGCAUUUAGUCAAUCAUCUGGUCUCAAGUCACACCAGAGGAUCCAUACGGGGGAAAAGCCGUAUCAGUGUACUACAUGUGGAAAGUAUUCCAGGAGUAUCUCUGACCUCAUCAGACAUCAGAUUACACAUACUGGAGAAAAGCCACAUCAGUGUUCUCAAUGUGGAAAGGCCUUUACCCAAAUGUCUAAUCUCAAGAGACAUCAGAGGAUCCAUUCAAAUGAUGUGCUGCCCUGCUAAUACAUGAUGGAGUAGCACUUACUGAAAUAUUUAUUGAUUAGCUGAGUUUUAAACAAUGUUUGAUGUACAAGAUGAAGUAUUAUUUUAUCAUAUUUGAAACGUAUAAUGGGGUAGAGAUUGAAACAUUAAUGAUUAGGGUACAUUAAUUCAAUAAAAGAAUAACUUGAAGUGAGUGUUUUUUCAAGUAUGUUUGUGUGGGGGGGAUUUGUGUCUGUGUGGGUAUACAAUAUAUAAUCGACAAGCAGUAUUUGGCGCAAAAAAAAGUGUUUGUGCGAGCUUCCUAGACUCAUGGCCUAAACGGCACCUAAUAUGAAGGCUCUGGGCUCAUCUUCAGCUCAUAGAUGUGUUAGUGUCAGAGAUGGGUGAGGGGGAGGGGGGAACUAAAUGUCUCUCCAUUCCUCAUUAUAGGGAACUGUAUUUCUUCUGUUAAACACUCUCAUGUCAAAUGUGGAGGAGAGUCAGAGGGAACUGUUGUAUUGUUGACAGAAAAACGCGUAAGACAUAUUUAAUCUAAACAGAAAAGGACACAUGUAUGGAUAAAGUUAAAAAAGGAACUCACUCCCUCAGAUAUUCACAUUUACCUGUAUGCCAUCUAUAUUACUCCCCUUUCAAAUACUACAAUCAGAAAUUAUAAUCCAUCAUAAAUAUAAUUACUAUAUGCCCCCAUAUGACUCAGCAAUUAUAAUCCAUAAUAAGUAAGUUGCUGAAUUGUUGGUUAAGUAGAAUUCAGAUCUAAUUAAUUCCAAUGUUUCGUUUACAUUUACUAAACACUGGAUGGUUAGCGAAUGGUUCUUUUGCUUUACUCAGCAAAAUGUGAGUCUCAUGGAGGGAUGUCUGUUUCAUUGUGGAUAGAGAUAUUAUGGAAAUACCUUAGUUAUGGGACACUAUCUGCAGUCUGUUACAUUGUAAACACUAAGCACUUUAUUGACUACAA
Molecule: messenger RNA, 1555 nt
Organism: Clupea harengus (Atlantic herring)
Lineage: Eukaryota; Metazoa; Chordata; Actinopteri; Clupeiformes; Clupeidae
Product: zinc finger protein 391-like
Exons: 1
Source: RefSeq, a predicted model, not a curated record